AUGGGUGCGAGUCGGGAGGUCGGAGACGCCCCGAUGCUGUAUAGUAUCGCAACGACGGCAUCUGCUAAAGCAGCAUGUGUGGCUGGAAGAUAUGCACACGCAGUCUUGGUAUUUCCACAGGGCAUUGCAUUUGGGGACUCGAUGGACGACAGAGCUCUUUUGGUCCAGGGAGAAGCCGGCCAAGAUGCGGUAAGUUUUGUGGCAUCGCCGAACUCCAACUCCAGCAAGUCUGAUAGUAUGUGCAAGACAGUACACUUCUUGGCCAGGCGUGACGACAACAAACUGCAACUCCUCUCCCAGCAAGCGGGUUACGGUGCAGCUGUUUCAAGGCCUGCUGGGGUUGACCCCAGAUUGCAGGUGCACUGUAGCAAUCAAGUCACGCAAGCAUCUGCAGUGGUCUAG
Messenger RNA from Hymenoscyphus albidus, 402 nucleotides. NCBI's taxonomy places the organism in Eukaryota, Fungi, Ascomycota, Leotiomycetes, Helotiales, Helotiaceae. The record is from the annotation of a GenBank genome assembly.